Messenger RNA from Sardina pilchardus (European sardine), 3192 nucleotides. RefSeq names its product NACHT, LRR and PYD domains-containing protein 12-like. Gene Ontology annotation, molecular function: protein binding. The record is from RefSeq and is a predicted model, not a curated record. NCBI's taxonomy places the organism in Eukaryota, Metazoa, Chordata, Actinopteri, Clupeiformes, Clupeidae. The coding region runs from base 220 to 3192 and encodes 990 amino acids. The transcript is spliced from 7 exons. Gene Ontology annotation, biological process: intracellular signal transduction.
CUGACCCAGGAUCAGCCCAGGUGUGGAGUGUGUGAGCAGCUACUGAGGGACCCAGUCACCACCAGCUGUGGACACAGUUUCUGCAGGCAGUGCAUCAGCAGCUACUGGAGCCAGUCUGGUAUAUCAGGAGACUACAGCUGCCCCCAGUGCAGAAGGAGACCCAGGACACAACCCAUUACAAACCUUGACACAACUCAACCACUGUACCCACCUACAGCCAUGGCACAACCUCACUUAUACCCACCUACAGCCAUGGCACAACCUCACCUAUACCCACCUACAGCCAUGGCACAACCUCACCUAUACCCACCUACACCCAUGGCACAACCUCACUUAUACCCACCUACAGCCAUGGCACAACCUCACCUAUACCCACCUACAGCCAUGACUCAACCUCACCUAUACCAGCCUGCAGCCAUGGCACAGCCUUUGUCAUACCAACACAGUGAAAUGGCACUUCAUCUGAACCCAUCUGAAAACAUGGCACAAGUUCCUCCAUUCCCACACACAGACAUGGGGCAGCGUCCUCAGUACUCAAACUCAGCCAUGGACCAGCAUCAUUAUCCACACAUCCAGCACCCGCUUUAUCCACACAUCCACACGGCACAGAUCUCUCCACAGCCUCCCUUAGAUGAGCACACAGUCAUGAGAGGCAGCACCCAUCUACAAACUGAGCAUGAUCCAGUCAAAAGGGCCAAACUAACAGAUGACCAUGUCCUGACCAGAGUACUGAUGACCCAUAAAGCCAGCAUGAAGAGGAGGUUUGAGAACAUAUGUGAAGGCAUCAUAAGGUCAGGGACUCAAACACUCCUGAACAAGAUCUACACAGAGCUCUACAUCACAGAGGGAGAGAAUGAAGGGGUGAAUAAUGAGCAUGAAGUUUGGCAGGUAGAGUCAGCAUCCAGGCCACAAACUACAGAAGACACAGCAAUCAACUGUAAUGACAUCUUCAAGCCCUUGCCUGGACAGGAGAGACACAUCAGAACUGUCAUGACCAAGGGGAUCGCUGGCAUUGGAAAAACAGUCUCAGUCCAGAAGUUCAUCCUUGACUGGGCAGAGGAGAGAGCUAACCAGGAUGUAGAUUUCAUGUUUGUGCUUCCAUUCCGUGAGCUGAAUUUGGUUAAGCAUGAUCAGUACAGUCUUCACAGGCUCCUGCUUGACUUCCACCCUGAGCUUAGAGAGCUACAGGAUGCUGAAUACAAAGACUGCCACAUUGUGUUCAUCUUUGAUGGUCUGGAUGAGAGUAGACUUCCACUGAAUUUACAAGGGAACCAGACAUUGUCUGAUGUAACACAAACAUCAUCAGUUGAUGUGCUGAUGACGAGCCUCAUUCAGGGAACUCUGCUUCCCUCUGCUCUCAUCUGGAUAACCUCCCGACCAGCAGCAACCAGUCAGAUCCCUUCUCAGUGCAUCAGUCUGGUGACAGAAGUACGAGGGUUUAAUGACCCACAGAAGGAAGAGUACUUCAGGAAGAGGAUCAGUGACCAGAAUCAAGCCAACAGAAUCGUCUCACACAUUACAGCAACCAGGAGUCUCCACAUCAUGUGCCACAUGCCAGUCUUCUGUUGGAUCUCAGCCACUGUCCUUCAGCAGAUACUGGAACAGGAUGAUGGGAAGGAAGCCCCCAAAACACUGACUGAAAUGUUCAUACACUUCCUGCUUAUCCAGACCACUAGAAAGAACCAGAAGUAUCAAGAGGAAAAUGAGACAGAUAGACAGAGGCUCCUGGAUUCACACAAGGGUGUCAUAUUGAAACUGGCAGAGCUGGCUUUCAAGCAUCUGGAGAACGGCAAUCUCAUGUUCUAUGAGGAAGACCUGAGAAAGUGUGGCAUUGAUGUCAGUGAAGCCUCAGUGUACUCUGGCAUGUGCACUGAGAUCUUCAGGGAGGAAUGUGUGUUUCAUCACAAGAAGGUCUACUGCUUUGUCCAUCUGAGCAUCCAGGAGUUUCUUGCUGCACUUCAUUUGUUUGCCUCCUACUUAAGUAAGAACAUGAAGGUCCUGAAACUAUUUCUUAGCAGAAAGUCAAAGUCUUUGCUAGAUUUGCCUCUAGAUGAGUUGCUGAAGAAAGCAGUGAACAAAGCUUUGGAAAGCAAGAAUGGACACCUUGAUUUGUUUGUGCGCUUUCUUCAUGGCAUUUCUCUGGUGUCAAAUCAGAGACUUUUGCUUGGCCUCCUGACACACACACACAGCAGCCCAGAGAGUGUGAAGAAAACAAUAAAGAACCUGAAGGUGAUGCAGAGACCAAAUAUCUCCCCUGAGAGGUGCAUCAAUCUGUUCCACUGCCUGGUGGAAAUGCAUGACUCUUCUGUUCAUGAUGAAAUCCAGGCUUUCCUGAAGGCAGAGAAAGGUGCCGUGAAACAGCUCACACUGGCUCACUGCUCAGCCUUGGCUCAUGUGCUUCUGAUGUCUGAUGAGGUGCUGGAUGAGUUUGACCUGAACAAAUACAAAACCUCUCCAGAAGGUCGCAGGAGACUGGUUCCAGCCGUGAGAUGCUGCAGAAAGGCCCUACUUGCUGGGUGUAAAUUAACAGAGAAGUCCUGUGAGAUUGUGGCCUCAGCACUGCAGUCUGCAAACUGCCCCUUAGGAGAGCUGGACCUGAGUCAGAAUGACCUGCAGAAGUCAGGAGAAAAACUGGCCUCUGCUCUUCUGAGUCCAAACUGCGAACUGGAGACACUGAGACUUGUUGGCUGUAAACUAAAAGGGGGAUUUUUGGCCUUGGCUCACCAGGGGGCAAACCCCCACCUAAGAGAGCUGGACAUGAGUGACAGUGAGCUUCAGGACUGUGGAGGAGAACUGCUGCAUCAACCACUGAAUGAAGACUGUAAAGUGAGACUUACCAGGUGUAAACUCAAGCACAGCUCAUAUGAAGCCGUGGUCUCAGUCCUGCAGUCAUAUCAUUCUCAACUGAGUGAGGUGGACAUGAGUGGCUGUGAUCUGCAAGCAUCAGAAGAGAAGCUGCUCACUUGUCUUAGAAACUCCAACUGCCACCUGGAGAAAUUGAGGCUCAAUCUGUGCCACCUCUCUAAAGCAAGCUGUGAAAUGAUGGCAUCAGUGCUGCAAAGUGCAUCUUCCCAACUGAGAGAACUGGACAUGAGUAACAAUGACCUGCAGGAUGAAGGAGUGGAGCUGCUCUGUGCAGGACUAAGAGAUCCACAAUGCAAGCUGGACACACUGAGGCGUUUUGCUUCUUAA